This is a messenger RNA of Thermothelomyces thermophilus ATCC 42464, 2327 nucleotides long. RefSeq lists its product as uncharacterized. The record is from RefSeq and is a predicted model, not a curated record. Gene Ontology annotation, cellular component: peroxisomal membrane. Gene Ontology annotation, biological process: peroxisome organization. Bases 130 to 2187 code for a protein of 685 amino acids. The transcript has 3 exons. NCBI's taxonomy places the organism in Eukaryota, Fungi, Ascomycota, Sordariomycetes, Sordariales, Chaetomiaceae.
GGGCGCGCAGCCUAUGACGUUUCGCUGGCAGGGAGCGCGCAAGCCAUCCAGGCGCAGAUGGACUAAGCCGACGCCCUAAAACGUCGGCGAGCCAAGUUCAUGGCUGCAUUUGAACCGUGGCUCGAGCACAUGUCGACUCCCCGCAUGCAGCGCGGUGACCCCCUUGACCCGUCCAUCCCCUCGCGUGACGAUGGCUCCACGGUCCUCUCUGGAGCUCCAGCUCCGACAUACGCCUCAUUCUCCCCCGCGACUCUCAGCUCGACCGCCCCGAGUGCCACAUCGGCGGCCAAGAGGAGUACCAUCCUAGUACACCAGAAGUCGCCCCUGCUGCUGGCGACACCACCACAGAUCACGCGCGCGCUCGCAUAUAGCCACCCAUUUCUGCUGCCGCUGAAUAGGCUGGUCGGCCUGCUGACAUGGACGACGAACGAUCCGUGGGAGAGCUUCCUGCUGUUGAUGGCAUUCUGGGCAACAGUGCUAUACGGUGAUGUCGUGGUGCGCCUGGCGGGUCCGUUGGUCCUGGUGCUGGUUCUGAUCGCGGGCAUGUACGGACGGCGCUUCAGUCCGUUGAGCAGCAGCGGAUGGAGCGAGCCGGGACUUGGCACCGCGGACGGCACAGCCGUUGCCACCGAUGCGAAGAGUACCAAGGCUGCCCGAAGGACUAAGAAUCUGUCGGUCGACGGGCUGGUGGAGAAGAACGGGAGAGGAGGGAAUGGGAACGCGGGAGGCGGAGGGAAAGGCGGCCACACGAGGAGCCAAUCUUCGACAUCGGAGGCCACAAACACUCGGCACCAGAAGACGCUGGAUGAGAUUGUCGAGACCCUGCGGGAGUUUACAGCGAGGUGCAAUAUCCUGCUCGAGCCACUGCUGGAGCUGACCGACUUCCUCAGCACGCAGCGGACCCCGACGUCAGCAACCACUCGGCCGGCGCUCACGAUGCUGUUUGUUCGCAUCCUGCUCUGCAUCCCGUUCUGGAUCCUCCUCACACUGCCUCCUCUCCGCGUCAUCACCACCCGCCGCGUCAUCCUCAUUCUGGGUACCGUCCUUCUGACAUGGCACUCCCGGGUCGCUCGAGUGACCCGUGUCAUUCUCUGGCGCAGCGCCACUCUCCGACGAGCCCUGAGCCUCGUCACCGGCCUGCAAUUUGAGGGUACAACGAAGCCCUCAUCGGCCGCUUCCGCCGCAGGAGGCGCCGGGACAGCGAAGAGCAGCGCCGCCUCGUCUACCAAGUCCAAAUCCCCAUCCCGCUCGAGCGGCACCACCAUGACGGGGCACGAGUCCGAACUUACCAAGGCCCUCCGUCGCGCCCGCAGUGGCCGUGGAACGGGCGUGCGCUUCACUUUCAUCAUUUACGAGAAUCAGCGGCGGUGGGUUGGCCUGGGCUGGACGACCAGUCUGUUUGCCUACGAGAGGCCCGCGUGGACCGAUGAGCAUAACAAUGCCGUACCUCCCAAAGCGGAGUUUGAGCUCCCAGAGGUAGAGGACGGGAGUAACAUGCGCUGGCAGUGGGCAGAGGGAUCCAGGUGGAGGGUCGACGGUGUGCCUGAUGAGGCGGUCGCAACAGGUGCUGACGAUGAAUCUGAGUGGGAUUAUGAUGGUCCCGGCGGGCGGAUGGGUUGGGUUUAUUACGAUAACAAGUGGCAAAACGGCCGGAGAGGCCAGGACGGUUGGGGUCGCUGGACCCGACGGAGGAAGUGGUACCGUGAUGCCGAACUGGUUGAAGUAGACGAGGAGGCUGAAAGACAGCAAGCCUCGGAAAGCACCUCAGAACAACGCAAAACCCCAGGCCCGGCACCCGCAGCUCCAAGACCGCCAGCGGGCCUCAACCCAACCCCCGCCGUACCAACGGUCGACUUGACCCCGAGCUCUCCAGACGCGUCCAUGUCCCCCCCAUCCUCAAUCCAGGAUCGGCAACGCCCGGCCACUUCCGGGGGAGGAGAUCGAGAAGAAGAGCACGACUCGGCCUCGCUCAUGUCUACAUCGAGCAGGUCAGCGCCCUUCACGCUACGACGCCGCCUCACCGACACGUCACACCGCAGCACCCGCAGCAGAAGGGCGAGUGUUGCUGCGAGCAGCGAGGACGACUCGGCCAUGUUGGGAACCCAGACUAGGAUGGCCGUGCAGGAGGCUGGCGCGGAGGCCGGGAGUUGGGGGGUUGGAGACGAGGUUAGGAUGGGGUUGGAGUAGACGCUGAACAAGUUGCUUGCGGCAAGUACGUGAUGGACACAAGGUUGUUACUAACUUGCUGGAGGGAAAACAGGUAGGAAAGAUGAUGGCGGUGGUGGUGUAUUCUCAUUGGCUAUAAGAGGGCUUUCGGUUAGGGAUUG